Hibiscus syriacus is the source of this 823-nucleotide messenger RNA. RefSeq names its product basic transcription factor 3-like. NCBI's taxonomy places the organism in Eukaryota, Viridiplantae, Streptophyta, Magnoliopsida, Malvales, Malvaceae. The transcript has 6 exons. The record is from RefSeq and is a predicted model, not a curated record. Bases 105 to 581 code for a protein of 158 amino acids. Gene Ontology annotation, cellular component: nascent polypeptide-associated complex; cytosol.
UCGGAUGCGAACUUGUUCUCUCCCUUAGGUUCUAAAGAAACCAAAACCCUCAUCUCUCAACCUUCCAUUGCAGUGGCGGCGCACCCAUUCUUAAUUAAUAAAAGAUGAAUGUGGAGAGGCUCACAAAGAUGGCUGGUGCGGUCCGCACUGGUGGAAAGGGUAGCAUGAGAAGAAAGAAGAAGGCCGUACACAAGACAACUUCCACUGAUGACAAACGGCUACAGAGCACCCUCAAGAGAAUAGGAGUGAAUGCUAUUCCCGCAAUUGAGGAAGUGAACAUAUUCAAGGAUGAUGUUGUUAUCCAGUUCAUUAAUCCAAAAGUCCAGGCUUCUAUUGCUGCCAACACUUGGGUUGUUAGUGGUUCCCCUCAGACAAAGAAAUUGCAGGAUAUUCUCCCUGGAAUCAUCAACCAAUUGGGGCCAGAUAACUUGGAGAACUUGAAGAAAUUGGCAGAACAAUUCCGGAAGCAGGCGCCUGCUGCUGACGGUGGUGCUCAGGAAGAGGAUGAUGAUGAGGUACCAGUACUUGUGCCGGGUGAGACCUUUGAAGCUGCAGCAGAAGAAGGAGAAGCUGCUAAAUAGUGAUAUUAGAGGGACUUUUGUUGUGCCAUUUUACAUGUUUUUCUUUCCUCUGUUGUUCUAGUUGGUGCACUCCCUUUGUAGUCUAAUGUUUUGGUUCAUGUUUCUAGAAUUCCUGCAAUUGCUGCAUAGACUGCAAUUGGUAGGGGUUCUUUAUUUUUUGUCCGUUGCUAUUUGCUAAUGAUUAUCCUCGAUGCUCAAAGGGCAGCCACACUGUACUGUCUUUGAUGCUUGGUUUGCUAACA